This is a messenger RNA of Acaulospora morrowiae, 721 nucleotides long. The record is from the annotation of a GenBank genome assembly. Lineage: Eukaryota; Fungi; Glomeromycota; Glomeromycetes; Diversisporales; Acaulosporaceae.
AUGUCAGCAUACACCAACUCGGAUGAACAUUCCUUUGUUCGAACUUUUAGCAAUGUUAGUAGAGCAAGCGCUAGGUCUAAAACCACUGUUGACAGAAUUGAUGUUCUUCAAAGAGAAUGCCUGAAUACCACUAUUAUAGAACCUUAUGGUGGGAAAAAGGAUAUUUCCAUCAAAAAGCAAACUGGGAAGAAGCAAUGUGAACUUCCGUAUAAACUUGCGGUUAGUGUCACGCUGGAGGAAUAUGAGAAACAACCGCAUGAAGUUUGUAUUCACAAAAUUUCGAAGGUAAUAGAGAGUUCCUGCAGAAAUGUUGAAGAUACUCCUGCUGAGAUUUGUGCUUUUGGAUCAACUCGGACCUAUGCUGAUGGGUCUGCAAAAGAGGCCGAUAAUUCGUUUCGUCCGGAAAAACCGGAAGUAGCAUACCCAAACGGAAUUGAUAAAGGGACUCGUCCUUGGCCAAAUCUUGUUAUCGAAGUUGCAUAUUCGGAGACGAUAGAUCAUGUUACAUACAAGGUGAAGAACUACUGGCUAAAGCCUGAUCGUGCACAUGAUGCUAUUGUUGUAAAAAUUGACCCAGUUCUUGAUGAUCAAGUACCUACUCGUAUGAUAGCAUGGCAUUAUUGUGUUUCGGAUAGAAAAACGAGAACUACAUUUCCUGCUAGAACUACAUUUGAAUUCGGCACAGUUGAUGCGCUUGGAGCUCCUUUGACAUUUCCACAAG